Molecule: messenger RNA, 1751 nt
Organism: Nerophis ophidion (straightnose pipefish)
Lineage: Eukaryota; Metazoa; Chordata; Actinopteri; Syngnathiformes; Syngnathidae
Product: 5'-3' exonuclease PLD4
Exons: 11
Coding region: 104-1531 (475 amino acids)
Molecular function (GO): catalytic activity
Source: RefSeq, a predicted model, not a curated record
UUGUGUGGGCAGAGUAAAGCUGAGAUCGAAAGAAGCACCUUUGUUGUUUUUUCUGGCACGACGGUUCAGCUGCAUCAGCCUCAUAUCACUCAUUUAUGAGAAGAUGAUUAUUUCCAUGCACUGCAGUCUACGUGACGGUUCUGUUUCCAUCAAAAAGAUGUCAACACACCGUGUGACUUUAGUUGUGCUAUUGGCCUGUCUGACCAUCUUGGGCAUUCUGCUUGCUGUCGCUGUAUUGGAGAGACCCCAAUCCCCCCAAAGUAAAAAAAUUCUUCCUCUGGACAUCGAUGGUGAUGAUAUUUCUGUUGACCAUUGCAGUAUGGCUCUGGUUGAAAGCAUUCCUCAACACGUGCAAUACAAAGCCAAUGUAACAUUCGGGAUCCCUUUGGAAAAAGCUUGGAAAGAUCUUCUCUCCAUGGCAACGCAGGAGUUAGAAGUGGUGUCCUUUUACUGGACGUUGACUGGGGAGGACAUCAAUGUCAACUCUUCCUCUGAUAUAACUGGGCGGGAAAUCUUGGAGCAGCUUCAGUCGCUUCCCUCCAGGAACAUCUCAGUCCGAGUAGUGACCAGCCUUCCUUCCCUGAGGACAAACUCCACCGAUUUAAAGAUCUUAAAACAGAACGGAGUGCACGUGCGUAAUGUUGACUUUGGGCGUCUGACAAAUGGUGUCCUGCACAGCAAAUUCUGGAUCGUGGACCAAAAGCAUAUGUUUGUAGGCAGUGCUAACAUGGACUGGAGGGCUCUGACACAGGUGAAAGAACUGGGCGUGGUCAUUUACAACUGCUCAAGUCUUGCAAGAGACCUCCAUAAGAUCUUCCUGUCUUACUGGGUGAUGGCACAUUCCAACAGCUCUUUGCCACACUCCUGGCCUUCUUCCUUAGACACUCACAUCAAUAAAGAGCGACCCCUUCUGGUGAAUGAUGGAAAUAUCACCAGCAGAAUCUACCUUGCAGGUUCUCCACCAUCAUUCUGUCCUGCAUCACGGACUCAGGACCUGGAGGCCAUCAUCUCCAUCAUCUCUGAAGCGCAUAAUUCUAUUGACGUGGCUGUCAUGGAGUAUCUCCCCAUAGCACACCCACAUAGAUAUUGGCCCGAUAUUGACACCGCCCUCAGGAGAGCUGCGUUUGAGAGGAAGGUGAAGAUCCGGAUGCUUAUCAGCUGCAGGCAUAGCUCCUUAACCUUAAUGCUGCCUUUCCUUCAGUCCCUCGCUGCCCUGGACAGAAUCCAAAUUAAGUUGUUCAUUUUACCCAUGGUAAACCAGACAAACAUUCCCUUCAGUCGAGUCAACCAUAAUAAAUACUUGGUGACUGAAAAAGUGGCCUACAUCGGUACAUCUAACUGGUCAGGGGACUACUUUUUAAACACAGCUGGAGUGGGUCUGGUGAUUUCCCAGCAUGCUCCUUAUCCUUUAUGGAAGACCAAAACUGUGCAGGGCCACCUCAUGGCGGUGUUCAACAGAGACUGGGACUCUCAGUUUGCAGUGAACCUUACUGAUCUGGGCCACCACCCAGAAUGUUUUUUGUCAACAUGAUGAUGAGCAAAGCUUUUUCUACAUCCAUGCAUUUAUUCACAACCAUGAUGUUAUUUUCAUCUGUAUAGCCACAAUUGUAUUUUAUUUUGGUCCAUUUGAGCAGGACACAAACUGCACAGUCGUCCCUUGUUUAUCGCUGUUAAGUGGAGGACCAAGAUAUGACUGUGAUUAAAUAAAUGUACCCUUAAUACGAAUCAUUAAUUAAAUAUGUAUUCCGAUA